CAGUGCAAGCUGCAGGUCAGCUUCAAUCCCAGGACCGAUCUCGACCUGAGUGUGAUUCACGAAUCGCUCAUCCAGUCGGGGGCGGCAUACAAGCCAGGCCAGGGACCGAUGGUGCACAUGGAGCGGAUCCUACACACGAAGCUGACGCAGCUCGAGGACACGAUGAUGGGGAGGCAGAGGGCAUCGACCGCCACGUGGAAGUUCGUCGCAAGGCGAGGGGAGCCCAGCGACUGCAUCGACGAUCGCAGAGUCACCAGUCAUCGAGGGCCAGCACACUUCUCUUACUACGUGUGCCCCAUCGUGCACACCAGCUACUGCACUACCGACGGUAGCUCAGACGAGAGCUACUUCCUCUUCCACGCGUGCUUCGACGAGUACGCCCGCUACUGCGCUGUCGACGGGAGCCCCAGCGAGUGCGAGCGGGCGUGCUUCGUCGUGGGCAUCGACUCGAUCGCGCACUGA
Prorocentrum cordatum is the source of this 462-nucleotide messenger RNA. The record is from the annotation of a GenBank genome assembly. Lineage: Eukaryota; Dinophyceae; Prorocentrales; Prorocentraceae.